This is a messenger RNA of Nakaseomyces glabratus, 630 nucleotides long. RefSeq names its product pyridoxal 5'-phosphate synthase. The record is from RefSeq and is a predicted model, not a curated record. NCBI's taxonomy places the organism in Eukaryota, Fungi, Ascomycota, Saccharomycetes, Saccharomycetales, Saccharomycetaceae. Gene Ontology annotation, cellular component: cytoplasm; nucleus.
AUGCCUUGUACUGAAAAAUUUCCAGGACAUUUGAUUCACUUAAUCAAAACUUCCAAGUAUGUACAUGUUGGUACAUGUUCUAAGGAUUGUGUUCCAUCUGUAUCGUUGAUGAACUAUUCAUAUAUUCCAAGAGAUAAAACCUUUGAUCAAGAGAAUGACAAGAAUGAUUACAUAAUUUUUGCUACCAACAAGGAUUCCGAGAAAUACCAUAAUAUGGUUGCUAAUCCUCCCGUUUCACUUUUGUUUCAUGAUUGGAUUACAGCAAAUAAUUUAUCUGUGAGGAAAGCUAGUUUAUCACAGACCCCAACACCUGAUCCUGCUUCUACACAGCUGAAUCCUGCUUCCGGUACGGGGGGCGGUGCAAUUCCAAACUCACAUCCAAGCAAACUGCUUAACCUAUUGCAUGAACUAAAUCAGGCUGAAUUGAAUCAAAUGAGUGCUAAUAUCAAAGGCCAUGCAAAGAUUGUUAAUCCAGCUACUGAGGAAUCUAAAUUCUACAAGCAAUUACUUCUGAAGACUAAUCCAGACGCUGAGGUUUUCAUUCUAGGUGAUAACACUGUUAUUGUCAAGGUUAAGAUCGAGAGUGCUAAGGUGACAGAUAGCGAAAAUAACACCGCUGUUUACAAAUGA